AUGGCUAUGAAUGACAUCGAAAGUGAAACGUCCUACCGCUCAUUCAAAUGUCGUUCUAGAGGAUUUCGAGGGUCGAAAACAAGACCAACAGACGAACAAUCACUCACUGAAUACAUUUCUGCACGCCAUCCAGCCCGCGACCUUGGAGCGAUCUUCGAACCAUUGAUUGCAAUGAUAUCCGCAACAGUGACUACAAGAUAUACUCUUUAUCAUGAGCAAGGACGAAUGAACUCAAAUACUAAACCUACGGGCUACACCUUCAACUCGGGAAGUCUUGGUGUAAUCCUGGAUCCGUACGCAUUAUCAUUACUCGUAUCGUGUAUUCUUCUUGGUUGUUCAAUUUCUUCGUUCACGCAUCGACGCCAGGGGCACGAUAGAUGUCAGUCGCUUAUUCUUGCAUUCGCCAUUCUGACGGCCACCACCAUAGGUUUUGGAUUAGGAAUAGAUUCCAAUCUCAUAAUGUUAGGAUUUGUUCCUUGGGCCCUGAUUCUCGCAAUGGUUCUCAGUGUCUUCGUUCAUUGGACUGUCAGACGUCAUCGUAGACCUCGAAACUGCCCUGGAAUGUUCUUCUUUGAAACAAUUGGGAAAAGCGUAAUGACUUCAAGGUUUGAAGAGACCCACGGCUGCUAA
This is a messenger RNA of Botrytis byssoidea, 630 nucleotides long. RefSeq lists its product as uncharacterized. Lineage: Eukaryota; Fungi; Ascomycota; Leotiomycetes; Helotiales; Sclerotiniaceae. Bases 1 to 630 code for a protein of 209 amino acids. The transcript has 2 exons. The record is from RefSeq and is a predicted model, not a curated record.